Messenger RNA from Chelmon rostratus (copperband butterflyfish), 5127 nucleotides. It is a transcript of the gene wdr26a, whose product is annotated as WD repeat domain 26a. Gene Ontology annotation, cellular component: GID complex. The record is from RefSeq and is a predicted model, not a curated record. Gene Ontology annotation, biological process: proteasome-mediated ubiquitin-dependent protein catabolic process. Bases 350 to 2164 code for a protein of 604 amino acids. Lineage: Eukaryota; Metazoa; Chordata; Actinopteri; Chaetodontiformes; Chaetodontidae. The transcript has 14 exons. Gene Ontology annotation, molecular function: protein binding.
UGCAGCUGUCUGAAAGCAACAAUAACAAGCUCUUCCAAACAACUUCAACGCGGAAUAAACGGUACCUGACAGCGCCAAUUACCACCGAAUUUCACAAAAUGCGGCUGUCGGAAUAACUCUGACCUCAGUUAGUUCGUCGUCAGAGUUGAAAACCGGGUUAUCGUCGCGGCCGCCGCCGCGAAACACACACGGACACUCGGCCGCAGGAGGAACAGGGCAGUUCGGUGCUGCAUCUGGGUCAGUGGGCCUGUCGGCGGCUGUAACGGUGCUGUUGUUAUCCCCACAGUGUGACGUUGCCGCUGUCAUUAUUUUGUAUAUACGCUGUGUCACCUGCAUAAACCGUGGCAACAUGCAGGCUAACGGGGCAGGACAGGACCGGGAUUCAGAACUGUCCUGCCAGAACGGUGCGCGAAACGGUGAGCCGUCCUCCACCGGGGUAGCUCACUCCAACGGACUUCUGUCAGUCACCAACAAUGGAAACACUGUCAGCAACAACAACGGACUGUCUUCCGAGCCUGCGUCCAACAACGCCAACAGCUCCUCGGAUGCCAACUCGAGCGUCAAAAAGAAGAAGCGGCUGUCUCAGUCUGAGGAGGAUGUCAUCAGGCUGAUCGGACAACAUUUACACGAUUUAGGUCUCAAUCAGACAGUGGACCUUCUCAUGCAGGAGUCUGGCUGCAGACUGGAGCACCCCUCUGCCACCAAAUUCCGAAAUCAUGUCAUGGAAGGAGAGUGGGACAAGGCUGAGAGUGAUCUGAAUGAGUUGAAGGCAUUGAUGCAUUCUCCAAGUGCUAUAGUGCGGAUGAAAUUCCUGCUGCUGCAGCAGAAGUAUCUGGAGUAUCUGGAGGAUGGGAAGGUCUUGGAGGCCCUGCAGGUUCUCAGAGCCGAGCUCACUCCUCUCAAGUACAACAUAGAGCGUAUCCACAUCCUGAGCGGGUACCUGAUGUGCAGUCAUGCAGAGGACCUGCGAACCAAAGCUGAGUGGGAAGGCAAAGGCAUGGCAUCCAGAACAAAGCUUCUGGAUAAGCUCCAAACAUACCUGCCUCCAUCAGUGAUGCUGCCUCCUCGCCGCUUGCAGACUCUGCUGAAGCAGGCGGUGGAGCUGCAGAGGGAGCGCUGUCUCUACCACAACACCAAGCUGGACAGUGGACUGGACUCUGUGUCCCUGCUGCUGGACCAUGCCUGCAGCCGGAAACAGUUCCCUUGCUACACUCAGCAGAUUCUCACUGAACACUGCAAUGAAGUCUGGUUCUGCAAGUUCUCCAACGACGGCACAAAACUAGCAACCGGGUCCAAAGACACCACAGUCAUUGUGUGGCAUGUUGACAUGGAAACCCAGCAGUUGAAGUUGAUGAAGACUCUGGAGGGUCAUGCUUAUGGUGUUUCAUACCUUGCAUGGAGCCCUGAUGAUGCCUAUCUGAUAGCCUGCGGUCCUGAUGACUGCUCUGAGCUGUGGUUGUGGAAUGUACAGACGGGGGAGUUACGUACAAAGAUGAGUCAGUCUCAUGAGGAUAGUCUGACCAGCGUUGCCUGGAAUCCAGAUGGCAAACGCUUUGUCACUGGCGGCCAGAGAGGCCAGUUCUACCAGUGUGACUUGGAUGGAAACCUGCUGGACUCAUGGGAAGGAGUUAGGGUGCAGUGCCUGUGGUGUCUGGGUGACGGCCGGACCGUCCUUGCAUCAGACACCCACCAGCGUAUCCGUGGAUACAACUUUGAGGACCUGACUGACAGAAACAUAGUGCAGGAGGACCACCCCAUCAUGUCUUUUACUGUUUCCAAAAAUGGAAGGUUAGCUCUGCUCAAUGUUGCUACUCAGGGAGUGCACCUAUGGGACCUGCAGGAUCGGGUGCUGGUGAGGAAAUACCAAGGGGUAACCCAGGGCUUCUACACCAUCCACUCCUGCUUCGGAGGGCACAAUGAAGACUUCAUCGCUAGUGGCAGUGAAGAUCACAAAGUUUACAUCUGGCACCGGCGCAGCGAGCUGCCCAUCGCAGAGUUGACGGGUCACACCCGCACAGUCAACUGUGUGAGCUGGAACCCUGUCUUGCCCGGACUGCUGGCCAGCGCCUCUGAUGAUGGGACUGUCCGAAUAUGGGGACCUGCCCCCUUUCUGGAUGUCCAGGAUGCAGAAGGGCUCAAUGAAUGUUGCAGCAUGGACAGCUGAUGAUCUGCUGCUGCUGUGAACCUGAGGAGCAUUAAGACUCUGUAGAAACUUGAAUGGAUGAAGCAGGAAUAGCUUUGGUGAUGGAGCUGUUUCCUGAAGGCAGGGCCAGUGGUGCUGUGUGUCCGGAUCUCACAACAUAGAGAUGUCAGACUCAGUCACAUUAUUGAGAGCAGAACCGGCUGGGUGAGUUGAGCUCCACGACCUCCAGUGUCUGACCCACCUCCUCCUCCUGCCUGGACCCGUUCCCUCAGCACCAUCCAGGACCACCCACUUCCUCUUAUUUAUUAUCAAAUGCGUUAUUUAUUCAUGGGUUGUUCACUGACUUGUACUAGGCUGUGAUGUAGCUGCAUUUGUGGAGGGUGUUUGUUCUUAGUUUUCUUUAGUCGAGUGUGUGCUCACACGAAGAAGCUUGAAUUUUUUCCUCUUUCACCUCUGUGAAGAAGUUUUACCCACAGGAACAUUUGAUGGAUGUAACACCCAUUCUAACAUUAACUUUUAAAUGCAAAAUUCUGUUAUGUUGUCUUUUUUACACAGAAUGCAGUUUUUCCCUCAGCUUUCUUGCUUAUAGCUAGAGAAACAAUAGUAUUGGAUGAGCAUGUCGCAUAGGAUUGCACAGGACAAUUUACGUGAUGGCUGACUCACAGUAUGUCCCGCUAUAUCUGCUAAAGGACAUUGAGCGGUUUGCUGCCUUCUAGAGGAUGCAGCAGCUGAUGUGUGGAAAGUUGUCGAGUUCAAAGGAUUAUCUGUCAACCCUAACCUCUGCAUAUGGAUUAUCCCAGUGUAGCUUUCCUCUUGCCAUCGGUCCUAAUCUCAUCUUUAUUUUGCUGAUACAUCUUUGCUCUUUGGUAUUACUAUUUACUUUAUUUGUUUUCAUUGCGGCCUGUUGCCAUUUGUCACUGCAUACAAACAGCAGUUGUCAUAUGAAUUUCUCUUGGAUUGGUUUAGUUGUGACAUGUUCUAAGUUUCAGUGAUCACUGUGUUUGUUUUUUUAUUUACUAUAAGUGAAACUGUAACAUUUAAAGAGUGAAUCCCAGCUCAACUGUGAACUGUCUUAAAAGAUCACACUGGUGUUAUUCUCUACGUUCGGUAUUAUCAGCAAACCCCAUGAAAAGACCAGAACUGACAAUGUGUUCGUCUGUUUCUCUUUUUACUUUAUGACUUCCCUACCCUGUCUGUGACACUCAGCUCCAAUCCCAUUGGUUCCCUCUGAGGACAUAAAAAAACCCCCACAAAUAUAUAGUUUCUUAAAGAAGCGUUCAGUAAUUCUAAAACAGCUGUUCUCUGUAGUUUUUAACAAACAUUACAUUAUUGUCUUCAGCAGUGGGUUUAUCCACAUUUUGUGCUCUGGUGAGUAUUUGGGGCAGCAGGAUGGUGCAUCUGGGACUGAGUCAAAAUAAACUGCAGUGUGUGUGUUCAUGGUAAUAAAGGAAUAUGUCACCCAGUGCAACAGUGUUGCUCAUCAUGUGCUUUUCACAUGUGGCAACCUCUGAGGCUUAAAAAUUAAGCCAAUGCUGAAGUGCCAAAAACUGCAGUUCUUUCAAUCGCCACUUGAGACUGGUUCCAAAAGCGAGUCCAUCCCCAUAGACCCGCAUAUUACAAUGCAUGCGAUGUGUUCACAGCCCGGUACAAAAACAAUUUUGGUCCCUAUAGCUAUAGAGGGGGUGGGGGUCACACUUUGAGUGACAGCUAGGUACUAGGUUUCAGCAAAAAGACUUUGUUCAGCCUGCCUCAGCUUCACCCACACUCCACCUCUUUGCCCAUUUUUGCACUAGCCGUUGCACAAGUGGGUCUUAAGAAAACCAAUGGGUAACGUCACAGACACUACAUCCAUGUUUUAUACUGUCUAUGGCUUUUAAUAGUUUUUGGCCAACAGCAGAGCUUCAUGGCACAGAGGAAUAGGAUAUCAGGCUUUGAUAACACACACAAUACUUGUUAGUAGGACACAUCCAUUUUUUGGUCAGUACAUGAGAUUUGUUCAUCAUUAAAAAAAAGAUAGGAAAUUCCCAGCCUUAUCACACAGUACACUUGCUAGCUAAAUGAAGAAGUGUAUCUGGAGUGGAUAACACAUUUGUACACAAGUGUAACAUAGGUUAUUAUGAACUUCUGAAAAGUAUUUCCUUUCAGAAAGUCAAAACAACUAUCUUGCCUGAUGUGAUGUUCUAUGUAACGUGCUGUAUAUUUGUAUGUUAUGGCAUGUAUAUGAGGCUGUGUCCAAAUGGCAGACAGGAUGACGUGUUUUAGGGUUUCCCAUACCUUUUUUUUAUUUUUUGUCAAUUUAAAAAAAAGCUUUCAGCUACUCUUCAACAACUUAAUGCUAUUUUUACUUGACAGCACUACUGUUAUUAUAUGAAGCAGCAAGUUUACAUUCACAACUGCUAACACAAAAUUGUUUUGGAGAUUCAAAAACUACAAAGAUACAUUUCAGCCAGCUGCUUUUUGGACACUUUUUCAAAGUGCUUCUAUAGAUUUUAUUUACAAGUUUUUUUUUAAAUAACUAUUAUUAGAAAUAUUCUUUUUUUUCUAAAAACCUUUCAAGUCCUGGACAGUAACUGCAGGAAUGUCAGGACAAUGGGAACCCUGUUAAUCUGCCCGGACACCAUUGCAGCCAUCACCAGCUUCAACUCUGCCAUCACAGAACACACACUAUGAUACAUAACAAUAUAUGUUAUGUUACAUGCACACACACACACACACACACACACACACACUUGAUUCAUGCACAGAUGUGGUGUUUUAGUUUCUGCUUCUGUGAUUUUUACUUAAGUUUAUUCUGAGUGUUUCAGGCUUCUUUUCUCUUUUCGCUGUAUGAAGCCAAAGUAGGAACUUUUGUUUGCUUGCAGGUAGUUUCUGCCAGAAACCAUUUUACAUUUUAAAUGUAUUAUUACAAAAAGUGAUGUACUGUUCUGUAUUGUUGUGUAGGAGAAGUGUUAUGUAUGCCUAUUUUAAAUAAAGUAUUCAGGGUU